Messenger RNA from Metarhizium acridum CQMa 102, 717 nucleotides. RefSeq lists its product as uncharacterized. Lineage: Eukaryota; Fungi; Ascomycota; Sordariomycetes; Hypocreales; Clavicipitaceae. The record is from RefSeq and is a predicted model, not a curated record.
AUGGCGCAACAACCUGCCGGCAAUGGCCUGUCGUAUACUAUCGUCCCAUUCAACGAUAUCAACAAGCUCCCGGCUUGUGCCAAUGCUUGUGGCCCUCUCUGGGAUGCCAACGGCGCUUGUGUGCCUCCAGCCAUACCUGCUGCUGAUGCAGGUACAUAUGAAUCAUGCUUUUGUGCCGACUCAAGAGUUGCACCAUUUUCCACAGGCGGCGGCGCCAAUGUCUGCCCGAAUGCUUGCCCAGGUAACCCCCAGGGCAUCAGUUCCAUUGGCAACUGGUUCACCAGCUUCUGUAAUGGAAAGGCCCCUAAAAAUACCCCCAAGACAACAGGAACGAGUACAGCUACGGAAACGAAUACCGCAGGCUCCUCAGGUAGCAACAUUGGUGGCAGCAACAGUGGAAACGGCGGAGACUGGCUGUCCAACCACUGGCAAUGGGUGAUAAUGCUUGUCAUUCUCGUCGUUGGCAUUGCCGGUAUUUGGAUUGGCGCAUGCAUCUGGCGCCGUCGAUAUUUGCGAAAGAAGGACCGGCAAACUUCACUCGGCCAGAAGCACUCAGGGUCUGCUUCUCGUCCGUCAUGGGGACCUGCCGUUACUGGUACUGAGACUGCGACCCCUAUGGCACACAAUGCUGGAGGUGACCCUGAGCGAGUGGUUGCCACUGAAAAGGCAGGAAAAACUAAAUCUAAGAAGAAGUGGACUGUUACUCAGCGCACUUAG